Rosa rugosa (rugosa rose) is the source of this 2713-nucleotide messenger RNA. RefSeq names its product WRKY transcription factor 44. Gene Ontology annotation, biological process: regulation of DNA-templated transcription. The coding region runs from base 804 to 2240 and encodes 478 amino acids. The transcript is spliced from 7 exons. Gene Ontology annotation, molecular function: DNA-binding transcription factor activity; sequence-specific DNA binding. NCBI's taxonomy places the organism in Eukaryota, Viridiplantae, Streptophyta, Magnoliopsida, Rosales, Rosaceae. The record is from RefSeq and is a predicted model, not a curated record.
GUAGGUUCAGAAGAGUCAAAAGAAAUGGAGAGACAGUUAGUUGGACGUAGCAUCAGGGCUCGUUGUUCAAGUCAUUCAUCCCAGUUUUUGAGACCAACAAAAUAACGCCCACUUUUCAUCUUUCAUUUGUUUGCUCAAAUUUUCCAACUUUUUUUAGUUGCAAAGUGGUAAAUCCCAAGAGAAAUUUGAAAACUUUAUAAUACAGAAAAUAAAUUAUGUAAAUGCAAAUACUUGGUUUCCUUCAAUUUUCAAUUUUUAUUUCCUUUCCUGGCAACUUUUGCUUGUGUCUUUUACCUCAGAAUUUGGUUUGCAGAAAACUCUUGGGAAAACUCCAUCAAAAGGGUACUGUUCAAACUCUGAGGAACUCUCAAAGACCAGCCAAAAACGACUCGUUUUUGUUUUGGUUUCUGCGCUUGAGCUGUACGUACUUGGUUUUUUUUUUUUUAAAAAAAGAAGAAGAAAAAAGACAAGCCCUUUUGCUCCUCCUUGUUCAUAUUCAAACCUGGUUAAGGUUUCUCUUUCUCCAUCUCCAUUCUCCGAGAGGUAAGGUGAGUGGUCUGAGCUUUGCAUAUUAGAUUUGUGGACCCAACAGAUUUGUGACUUUGUGAGUUCAAACUUGAAGCCAUUCUUGGUUUGAAGAAGGUUGUGCUUCGCUCAAUUGGACCCAAGAUUGACAAUAGCAGCUCCUUAGGCUUCUGUUAAUUACCAAUCCAUAUCAAGCUUUGCUCUCGGGAGAGAGAUACACCGAUUAUUCCAGGCAUAAUACAAAUGUAACUUAUUGGAGCAUAGCACAAUUGUUGAAAAUGGACAUUAAGGAGGCAGAGCGGGUAGUGAUAGCUAAACCUGUUGCUUCAAGGCCUACUUGUUCCAGCUUUAAGUCAUUCACGGAGCUUCUCACAGGUGCUAUCGAUGCAUCACCCUCUAAUGUAUCUUCUGAAACUGCUGUUCCUGCCAUCAGACCAAAGACUGUAAGGUUCAAGCCAACAGCAACUCUUCCGGUUGCUGGAUUGAUUUCUUCCCAGGCAGAGACCUCUGGUGCUGCACUUAGUAAUUCAGCAGAGAAGGUUUCAAAAUCAGAUAAUAAAUCAACUGUGGUAUAUAAACCAUUGGCAAAAGUUGUAUCAAGGGCGACUGUUACUGCCUUGGCUAAUCUGGGAAACUUCAAUACUAGCCGGCAACAACCACAAUCAUCAGUUGGGGUUGGAGUGGUUCUACAUCCAAACCGCGAAAAAUGCUUUAAAACCCAACUUAUCUCCAACCUCUACCAGAAAAGUCCAUCAUGUGCUGAGACAAGCCAGAGUACAGAACCAGUAAAGAUAGUACCACAAAAUAUGGAAGAGGAUGCAAAAAAUAUACCAGCUGCAGCCAAUAGUGAUAGGCCUUCUUAUGAUGGAUAUAAUUGGAGAAAAUAUGGACAAAAGCAAGUCAAGGGAAGUGACUAUCCGCGAAGUUAUUACAAGUGCACACAUCCAAAUUGUCCUGUGAAAAAGAAGGUUGAGAGAUCUUUGGAUGGGCAGAUUGCUGAGAUUGUAUACAAGGGAGAACACAACCACUCAAAGCCUCAGCCUCCAAAGCGCAGCUCCUCUGGGACGCAAGGGUCAGGAUUUGCAUCUGAUGCAACUGGUCAAGAUAACAACACCCGGUUAUGGAAUAGUCAUCUUAAUGAAAAGCAUGAAGGUUCUGAAGGUAGAGUAGAGGAUCAGAAUGAAGUUGGAGUACCUGUGCAUUCUUAUCAAAGCAAAUCCAUAGUACAUUAUGAUCCACCUGCAACUGGAGCAUUACAUGCUGGAGGUGCAACUCCUGAUAAUUCUUGUGGAGUCAGCGGAGAAUGCGAGGAAGGAAGCAAGGGAGUUGAAGCAGAUGAUUAUGAGCCUAGAUGUAAGAGAAGAAAAAGUGAGAAUCAAUCAAAUGAAGUAGGCGUAUCGGGGGAAGUCAUGCAAGAACCUCGUGUUGUGGUGCAGAGUUCUGCAGAUUCUGAGAUUACAGGUGAUGGCUUCCGCUGGAGGAAAUAUGGGCAGAAGGUUGUAAAGGGAAAUCCAUAUCCCAGAAGUUACUACAGAUGCACCAGUGUCAAAUGCAGUGUGCGUAAGCAUGUGGAAAGAGUCUCAGAGGAUCCGAAAGCCUUUAUCACAACAUACGAGGGAAAGCACAACCAUGACAUGCCACUGAGGACCGCAAACCCAGGAGCAUCAUCAGAAAAGGAUACACAGCCCCCCCCUACAAGUAAAGAAAAGCCAUGAAUCUGUCAAAUUCACUCUCAGGGAUCAAGCUGUUGAACCCCCCAUCUUUAAUCUGACAAACUUGUCAAAUUGGGCUUGCAGUGGAUUUAAAUCAUAUCAGACACCAAAUAAGUUGCAGUGAUAUUCUGAUGCCCACUUUUAUUGGCCUGCUGCAAAUACUUUGGUGGAAUGGAAUCUCUUUGAAAGUUGCUGCUUGAUGGAGAUAUUUAUUAAUGUGCGUUUCUGGAAACAUAGAAAUGGGUGAAAAUAUUUUGGCUUAAUUUUCCCUAUUGCCGGUGCUGCCUUAGUUCAUUAGUAGAGUAGCAUAAUUUUUUUUUUUCCUAUUUUAAUUGUUAUUAAUCGAGCCACUUCAUAGUUCAUGUAAUAAAAAUGUCUUGGUUACACAUUAAUGGCAGUUAGGUUGAUAACUUGGUAGCGCUCAUCCCACUAAAUUGUAAGGACAAGGACACGUUUAAAGAUUCAAUUUUUAGUGA